This is a messenger RNA of Hippocampus zosterae (dwarf seahorse), 3833 nucleotides long. Its product is annotated as TBC1 domain family member 24-like. The record is from RefSeq and is a predicted model, not a curated record. Bases 418 to 2661 code for a protein of 747 amino acids. NCBI's taxonomy places the organism in Eukaryota, Metazoa, Chordata, Actinopteri, Syngnathiformes, Syngnathidae. The transcript is spliced from 11 exons.
UUCAGAAGAAGUUCAGGGAAGCAGCAGUACCUGCCAAAAAUUCCAAAUGACCUUAUUUUGGACACGUUUAAGUAGGUUAAACACAGGUUUGUCAAAUGCAAAAUAAAAUAGUUUAAAUAUGGAUGCAAAUGUACUGUAUGCCAAUUCAUCAAAAUUAGUUACAGAACCACAUUUAAUGUAGAGGACUCGGGGUUCGCUGAUGUACGUAUUACAAGAGUAUUUUAAUAUGUUAAUGUUAUUUAUAUGGAUAUAAUUUGCAUUUGAGUCCAGAUAAUAUUAACACGGUGCUUUCUGUCUUUAUUGCUGAAUCCAUUCCUCUGAGAAGGAGAAACUAGAUAUUGCCAGAUUUAAUGCAGAAACGUAAGUGGAACCUUUCCGGCCCAAAGCAUUAAGUCACCACAAACAAGCCUCGCCCCUAUGCUCCCCCACAUGCAGGCUCAUAUAAGGUCCUGCAUCCACGAACGUGCAGCACAUCCCACCCACCACAUUGAAUAUCUGGGAAGACUUGAUUCAUAUCUCGAGAUUGCUGGAUUUUUUUUCAGCUGUGGAAGCGUCAAUUCCAACGAGAGCACAAUGACGGGAGGCAGAAGCAGGCAGAGAUCUCACUCUUAUUACAACCCCGAGGACUGCAAGACCUAUGGAAUACAGACACAGACUAAAGAGACCUAUCAAAGACCUCGUUCAAGGUCUUUUUACAGUUAUGAAACAUCAGAACAUGAGUCUGACAAUGAUUUGGGGCAUCUAUCCAUGUCCAUUCCACUGAUACAAAAAUUGACCACUCCACCCCAGCAUCCUGUGAACAAAAAUGAAAAGUCCAAAUCCAAAGUGAACAAGCACUCACUGUCAAGAGACCAAAACGGCAGCAGAGGCAAUCUUAAGUGUGUGUCCAUGAUCACCAUCUCUGAAUCGGACAACUGGGAGAUCUGCUCCAGCUCUGGCAUGAAAUACGGCCAGUUUGUGGACUGGGAGAAGAUCGAUCCGGAAGCUUCAGAACGGUACCAGAAGAUACUGGAAAGCGAGCACCAGCGGCUGAAAGCCAUGGGAAGAGAAGGAUUCUGGGCUACGCCUCAUACACUGAGGGCAAAGGCUUACUAUCACAUCAUCCACGGCAUCCAUUCCAGGUGCGUCAGUCCAGAAAGAGACGUGUAUUACGAACUCAGCAGGAAGCUCUUUGGAGAACAAAAGCUCAGCACGCACCCCGUUCCAGAGUACAUGGAAGCAGGAGAAAUACCAAGGCACUGCCUCAAUAAGGCGGGUGUAAAUUCCGUGAAGAAGAUUCUUCUCUGUCUGGGGAAGUACUUCCCAGAAAUGAACUUUUGCCCCAUCCUCCCAGCUUUGGUGUCGCUCAUUUUACACUUCAGCCAGGACGAAGCAGAAUGUUUCUACAGCGUUUCCAGACUGAUUUGCUACAACGACCCAAAUAAGCGUUACAUUGACCAGACCUUCCUCACAUACCGAGCCUCGUGCAUGACCUUCGGAGACCUUGCAAACAGGUGUUGCCGGGGCAUCCGGAAAUUGAUAGCCAGCUCACACCAGAACCUUUUUGAGUUUUACUCCGACUGGAUCAUGUGGAUCUUUGCUGAUCUUCCAUUCACGUAUGCCAUUAGAGUGCUGGAUGUCUAUCUCCUCGAGGGCUACAAGGUUCUAUACAGGGUGGCAUUGGCUUUGCUGAGCCUCUACAAAGUGUCCGUGUCAUCCAGAGUUGCAGAUGUGGAAGAUUUCCGUACAGACAUGAAAAGGUUUGUGCAGAAUGUGGCUCGCCACUGCACGGCUGAGAAUCUUUUGGAAAGAGCCUUCCUGGUUCCGAUUGCCACGAGGAGAGAACUCAACCUUCUCUUCAAAGCUAACAAGGUCUCCCUCAUGCAAAAAGGGGUCAGCAUCCACCAGAAGAGGCAGUCGGUGGAUACAGUGGACUUUAACAAUCUUAGCUCCAGUGUUGUGACAGGAACAGAGAUGAGAGUGGUCUGGGCCUGGAUACCGGAACGCUUUGCCCUUUUCAGUCCCAUUAAGCUGUUCAGUACAACAGAACAUGGAGAAAGUCUCGCCUCAUUCUAUUAUCACGUGGAGGGCCACGAACCUGCAGUGUUGAUCAUCAAAACAGUGGAUGAAGAGGUUUUUGGUGCCUUUAUUUCAUCAGAUAUGGCAGAGAGGCACAAGUACGACACAGAUAAAGCCACAUUUUUUGGAACAUGUGAAUGUUUUGUUUUCACGCUUCGUCCCAGCAUGGAGCGCUACCAACGAGCCAUGGUCAACAUCAUGACCAGGAAAGUCUCCCCUCAGCAGGCCCAGUUCAGCUUCCAGACUGCCUCCAACACAACUCUGACGUGCCCGGCUGGAACGCCACAAGAUCCCAGCUACUUGACCAUCCCCUUCACUGCCCCCUCACAGGAACAGUUUAAUGCCAAGGAGCCGAAGAGAUCCAAGGAACAAGACGCUUCCAAAUUCAUUGCCGGCAGUGAUGAACGUUUCAUUAUUGGUGGGAACGGAGGCCACGCGCUCUGCUUUCAACAAAACCUCGAGGCAGGCUACACGGAGCCCUGUGACACAUUCAAGAGCCCGCUGCUUUGCAAAAGACAUUUCAAGAUCCAGUCAAUGGAAGUGUGGGGAAUCCAGAACUCGAUUUGCUUUUCUCAGCCUUUUCCCUCCCAGCAAAAUAUAUAGUUCUAUAGUGUCAUCCACAUUGCCUUUGGUUUUAUAGUUUUUUAAAUAUACAUUUUAGAAUACUUAAAGUGAUUUUACUGCAAAACAUUUACAACAUUUUACAAACAUUGGAAUCCACAGUUUCGAAUGUGGCUGUGAGUGUGGUCUCCAGUUGCCCAUCCAUGACUAGGUCAAACGUACUGGGAUUGAAUUAAAAUUUUCCACUGUUUACAGAGCCAUUUAUUUGUUGUUUUCCAUGAGGAAUUUUAAAUAGGGGCGGCCCGGUAGUCCAGUGGUUAGCACGUCGGCUUCACAGUGCAGAGGUACCGGGUUCGAUUCCAGCUCCGGCCUACCUGUGUGGAGUUUGCAUGUUCUCCCCGGGCCUGCGUAGGUUUUCUCCGGGUGCUCCGGUUUCCUCCCACAUUCCAAAAAUAUGCAUGGCAGGCUGAUUGAACACUCUAAAUUGUCCCUAGGUGUGAGUGUGAGUGCGAAUGGUUGUUCGUCUCUGUGUGCCCUGCGAUUGGCUGGCAACCGAUUCAGGGUGUCCCCCGCCUACUGCCCCGAGACAGCUGGGAUAGGCUCCAGCACCCCCCGCGACCCUAGUGAGGAUCAAGCGGUUAGGAAGAUGAAUGAGUGAAUGAAUUUUAAAUAGAAUAGAAAAAUGUGAUUAACAGUGAAAAAUAUCUUAUUACAGUAUUACUGUAUUAUUAUUUAUUAUUCUUCCAUAUAUUUUCUAAUCUUAUCCUCACAGGGGUCGCAGGUGUGCUGGAGCACAUCCCAGCUGUCUGGGCAUUAGGCAGGGUACACCCUGAACUGGUUGCCAGCCAAUCGCAGGGCACACAUAGACGAACAACCAUCCGCACUCAUAAUCACAAUCAAUUUGGAAUGUUCCAUUAACCUUCCAUCCAUGUUUUUGGAAUGUGGGAGGACCUGGAGAAAAACCAUCCAGGCACAAGGAGAACAUACAAACUCCAUACACGAAGGCCCAAGCCGAAAUCGAACCCUGCACCUCUGCACAUUAUUAUUUUUAUUAUUAAUAUUAUUAUUAUUAGUAGUAGUAGUAGUAGUAGGAGUAGUAUUUAGAAAACAAUUAGUCACUGCUUGGGCCCUAAAUAUGCGUAUGAAUGGAAAAAUAUAUGAUAUCUAUUGCUUUAAUUUUUUGUUUUCAAUAAAGUUUCUUUUGGGAAAAAAAA